Messenger RNA from Hypanus sabinus (Atlantic stingray), 2279 nucleotides. It is a transcript of the gene tnip1, whose product is annotated as TNFAIP3 interacting protein 1. The transcript is spliced from 18 exons. The coding region runs from base 200 to 2116 and encodes 638 amino acids. Gene Ontology annotation, biological process: cellular response to lipopolysaccharide; negative regulation of canonical NF-kappaB signal transduction; regulation of transcription by RNA polymerase II. Lineage: Eukaryota; Metazoa; Chordata; Chondrichthyes; Myliobatiformes; Dasyatidae. The record is from RefSeq and is a predicted model, not a curated record.
GACUCCGCCUGCCAAUCACCACGGUUUGACGUCGACGAGGAAGCGCGUGCCAAGGUGGGGGGAUUCCCUGGGUGAGAGUGCGCAGGCGCCGGCUCCCGUAGGACUGGCCCUACUCGGUCCGCAUCGCCAGGCAGCCGGAGCAUCGGAAAGGAGCCAGUGAUGAGGAGGGCUGUCUGUGGAUGAGAAGCCUCAAGGUGCCAUGGAAGCUAGGAUCCCCCACCGAAUCUACGACCCCGGUGGGAAUGGCUCUGGGUCCCCAGUGGGCAUCAGCAGUGAGCCACCACACUCGCCCACCUCCUACCAGCAGCUGGUCGCCGAGAACAAUGUCCUGAAGGAGCGAAUGAAAGGCUUGGAGAGCUUGGGCAACCUCCUGGAGGAGUCUCAGUCCGAAGCCUCCAAGCUGAAGCAGAAGGUGGAGGAGCUGGUGCGUCAGGAGGUCCUCAGGUCUGGCAUCAGCCUGUCACCCCAGGAGGGUCAGAGUCCGGUGGUCACUGCUGUUGGAGAAGAUUUUGUGCAGGUGUGCCCACAGCCACCGUCUCGAGGAUCGGACCAGUCUGGGAAAUCAGCAGAUGUCAAGACCGAAGAGAAGCCUGCGUCCAGUGGCUCCUCGUCCGAGUUUGAGGUGGUGAACUCCAUUGACAAGAAUGAAGCCCAGGCGCAGGACCACCAGGAUGUUCUUCAGCAGCUGGCGAACGAGGAUGGAAACCUGUCGGUUCAUCUGCAGCGACUGGAGAGCUCCCUCAGCGUGUUUGCCGAGGAGACCAACAAGAAGCACCUGAUAGCCCACCUGGGCCGAAUGGCCGUCGAGUUCAAUCGACUCUCUUCCAAAGUGCAGAAGAAUGAGUGUAAGACGGCCAUCCUGCAGACUCUGUGUAGGCAGCUACAGACAGAAAACGAAGACCUCCGAAGGAAACUGGAUAGUGACCUCGAGCGCAAGAACCAGAUGUUGGCCAAGAUGAAAUGUGAACAUUUGAAGCUGAAGGAGUUGAUGGUGGAGAAGGAGAAGAUACAGCAAGCAGAGGCAUCCAAGGCGAGCUCUGCUGAGCUGUUGAUGCAGCAGAACGACUUACCACAGAAUGCCAAAGCAGGAGAGCGGCCACCUGACAGAAAUUCAAUGGAGAUCUUGGAGAAGAAAGUGGCAGCGUUGGAAGUACAAAGGAAAGAGCUGUUGGACGUGAAUAAACAGUGGGAUCUGCAGUUCCGGGGAAUGAAACAUCUGUAUGAACAGAAGAUCGUGAACCUGAGGCAGCGGCUGGCCUCGGCGCAGAGGGAGCUGACCGAGAGGGAGAGUGCCUGUGACGAGAGGCAACGGGACUUUGACAGGAAGCUGCUGUUGGCUAAAUCCAAGCUCGAUAAUGGAGAGACUGAAAAGGAGAAAUUUUUGGCGGAGAUUAAAACACUGAAGCAGGAGAACCAGUGUCUGAGGGAUCAGCUGAUACCCCUGACCAAGCAGCGAGAGUGUCAGGAGAAGGAGAUCCAGCGUCUCAACAAGGCUUUGGAGGAGGUGCUAUCGCUGCAGUCAGCCGCACCCAUGUUCACUGGCACCGGAGACCCUUGCAUCAACACCAGGCGCAACGAGCAGCUGACGCAGAUCGAGGUCCUCAAACAGCAGGUGAAGAUCUUCGAGGAGGAUUUCCUGAGGGAGCGGAGUGACCGAGAGAGGAUGAGUGAGGAGAAGGAGGAGCUGAGGCAAAAGCUGGAGAAGAUCCAGGCGGAGAUGAUGAUGCUCAACACUCAGCUGCGUGUUUAUCAGGAAGAUUUUCAGAAGGAGAAGUUGGAGAAGGAAAUGAUUCAGCGGCUGCUGACGGAUCAGAAACAGGGUCUGAGCGAGAGGAGGGCAUCAGAUCCCCCUCCUGGAACACAAAGGAUUUACUGCCCGCCCUUCCAGCUGCCAUAUGCCCCACUUGCCCACCAUGGCCCCGUCUUCGGACCCUACGAUCUGCAGAUCCGCUACCCACCCUCGGCCUUACCUCCAGGUCACCCUCCCUUCCAGCCGGAGUACCCCUGGAACGUGAGGUACACCCCUGCACGGGGUCAGCUCCCUGUGGAACCUGACAGAACAAAGACCGAUGGGAAAGAGCCACCGAUUAUGGGACAGGGUAAGGGACAGCACUGAAGGACAGAGCACCCUGUCCCAAUGCAGACACCGCCGUGCCCUUCGGAGACCAUCACAUCACCCUUCCACUGGAGGAGAUGGAGUGUUCACAGCGGGAUCGGGUGGGAAGACUACAACGGCACCUCAGCUUUGUACAGACUUCCACCUGCUUACUAACACCUGG